UAACCCGCCAUCUUGUCGCGUCGAGGAGAAGAGAGGCACAGCUUGCCUAAGAUAUGGCGGACUACAGCAGCGUGGCUCCACCGUCCAGUGGCGGCGGCAUGAAUGACGCUUUUAAAGACGCUCUCCAACGAGCACGACAGAUCGCAGCGAAAAUAGGCAACGAUGGCGUUGCGGCUCCCCCGACGACCGAGUUUGGGUACGGAGGCCAGAAAAGGCCCCUGGAGGACGCUGGUGGGUAUUUUCCCAUGCCUAACCUGAAUAUCGACCAACCAGAGACAAAGAAAGUGGCGACCAAUGACGCUUUUUCUGCUAUGGGAGGAAUGGGCGGCCCCCCUAGAUCAAUAUCAGAGGAAUUCAAGGUUCCUGAUGGAAUGGUUGGAUUCAUUAUCGGACGGGGCGGUGAACAAAUUUCGCGUCUGCAGCAAGAAUCGGGAUGCAAAAUACAGAUUGCCCCUGACAGCGGAGGGAUGCCUGAUAGGUCAGUGACAUUGACGGGAGGACCCGAUGCUAUUCAGACAGCAAAGAGGCUACUCACGGAGAUUGUCGAGAAGGGCCGACCGUCCCCCGCAUUCCACCACAACGAUGGUCCAGGCAUGACUGUUCAGGAGAUUAUGGUCCCUGCCUCUAAAGCCGGCCUCGUCAUUGGCAAGGGAGGCGAGACCAUCAAGAGUCUUCAGGAAAGAGCUGGAGUGAAGAUGGUCAUGAUUCAAGAUGGCCCCCAAAACACAGGCGCCGACAAACCUCUCCGUAUUUCGGGAGAACCCUUUAAAGUUCAGCAAGCCAAAGAGAUGGUGAUGGAGCUAAUCAGAGACCAGGGCUUCAGAGAGCAGAGGGGCGAAUAUGGUUCCAGAAUCGGAGGUGGCGAGACAUUAGAUGUUCCGGUUCCACGGUUUGCAGUCGGAAUUGUCAUCGGCAGAAGCGGAGAGAUGAUCAAAAAGAUCCAGAGCGACACAGGGGUCAGAAUCCAGUUUAAGCCAGAUGAUGGCAGCGCACCGGACAGGAUAGCACAGAUCAUGGGUCCUCCUGACCAGGCUCAGCACGCGGCAGAGAUCAUCUCAGACCUGCUGAGGAGCGUCCAGGCCGGUGGGCCUCCGGGUCACGGAGGCGGUGGCGGCGGCAGAGGCCGAGGACGUGGGCAGGGCAAUUGGAACAUGGGGCCCCCCGGUGGCCUCCAAGAGUUCUCCUUCACCGUCCCGACCAUGAAGACUGGUCUAAUUAUUGGAAAAGGUGGUGAGACCAUCAAAGGAAUCAGCCAACAGUCGGGGGCCAGGAUUGAGCUACAAAGGAAUCCUCCUCCCAACUCUGACCCCAACGUCAAAAUGUUUACCGUCAGAGGCUCACCUCAGCAGAUCGACUAUGCCAGACAGCUGGUAGAAGAGAAGAUUGGGGGACCCGUCACUCCAAUGGGUGGCCCACAUGGGCCCCCUGGUCCACAUGGAGGUCCAGGCCCACAUGGUCCUCCAGGCCCUCCGGGACCCCCUGGUGCUCCCAUGGGUCCAUACAACCCCGGGCCUUAUAACCAGGGACCCCCAGGACCACAUGGUCCCCCAGCACCUUACCAGCCUCAGGGGUGGGGCAAUGGCUACCCGCACUGGCAGCAAGGACAGCCUGAUCCAAGUUCAGACAAAGCAGCAGCUGAUGCUAAUGCUGCAGCAUGGGCGGCCUACUAUGCACAGUACGGCCAGCAACCGCAGGCUCCCAUGACACCUACCAGUGGCGCACCGGGCACGACUCAGUCCAACGGUCAAGGUGACCCACAGGCUGCAGGUCAGAGUGGACAGGCAGAUUACACCAAGGCCUGGGAGGAUUAUUACAAGAAAAUGGGUCAACAGAGCCAGCAACCUCAGGACUAUACUAAAGCCUGGGAGGAGUAUUAUAAGAAACAAGGUCAAGCGGCCCCACAGGCGGCAGCACCAGCAGCCGCCGCAGCACCCACCACCCAGCCCGGCGGGCAGCCAGACUACAGCGCCGCCUGGGCUGAGUACUACCGGCAGCAGGCAGCUUACUACGGCACAGGCAACCCACAGACCAUGGGAGCGGCACCACAAGCCCCUCAGGUACCCUUCUCUCCAUUUUGAAUAACCAAGUGCACGGAAUAGUCCAAUAUGGCUUUCCUAACCCCCUUGCUCCUGCAGGGUUUACAGGGUUCCGGUGUGAGCAGAAGCAGCAGCAGCAGCGUUCUAACAUAAACUUUCCUUCCUGCACAGGAUGUCCGCAGUUUUUUUUCCCCGCUGUUAACAUGCAUUGUAUCUUCUAUGUAUUUCUCCUGCACAGGGCCAGUAAUGCGAAGUGGACAUAACGUAAAUGCUUCAUUGUCGAACACAAAUCCUUUGUUAAAUGUUUGGAUGCAGACGCCUCGGUGAAGAUCUUAAAUUUCCUUGGUUUAGAAAGUGUUUCACAUAGAUGGCAAAUUACCCGCCGAGCAUGUCCUCUCUCCUCCAUUUAAAUAUUUUUGUUUUUCUUGUAAAUGUUUUGUUUUUAGUGAGGCAACUCAACUCAUAUGGUCAUUCCAGCCCUGUAUCUACAUUAAAUGUGGUUAGAAGUCAUGUUUGAUUGAACUGUAGACAUUACCAUGUAAAUCAUCUCAGUUUUAAAAGGAAAAACAAUGCUUAUUGCCUGUUGUGUUUUUUGCAAUAAAACAAACUGAAACCUUCUGUGUUGGUAAGUUGGGGCUCACCUUAGUGAGAAGAAGAGGGCGGGAUGUUAUGUUAGCUACUAGCGGGCCACCUGUGGGUUGACACAAGGCGAUGCUCUCCUGUUUCUCUCCAACUGUCUACAAGACGCUUGUUGAUUGACACUUGCUGUUUGUUGCCUUGCUUUCUCUCUUGAUGACUUGAACCAGACGACUUGUGUGCGUUGUUGUUGAGCUAGAAUGCACAUGUCAUUGUUCUUGCCUUGACGUGUAGACACUUCCUCCUCCACAGGCGAGUGUAGAAAAGUGGUAAGCAAGACAUUUUUUUUAAUCCCCUCUUGGAAAGUGAUUGCAAAGUAAUGUUGCCUAUUUUUAUUAGUGUUCCCUUACUUUUCUUCCAGGACAGUCAGGUAAAUUGUAUGAUGCAUUUUUUGUCCUGCCCAAUGUACUCUUAAUCUGUACGCAUUUUUUUAAAUGAUAAAACCAAUGCAAAAAAGAAUAUUUUUUUGCUGUGCCACUGCUGUUAGUGUCAUGUCCAUUACGAGCAUUGAGCUCUGUUGGCUCGGGCAGGGGGCAGCUAACGCAGUCCACGUCCAAGUUGAGCCCUCCUGUCCUGUAAGUACCCCAACUGACCACUGAGUCGAAUGAUCCUUGCAAAGUAUCGAUUAUAUUUUUGUUAAAUCUUGCCAUUUCCCCUCUUUUGUCUUUGGGUAAGUAUGCACUGUUGUGAAGUCAGGCGUAGACUCUUGACUGUUGAAUUCACUUUUUGUAUCGCUUGCGUCAGACACUAGCUUAGUGUUGAUUGUCGGUUACGCUCACUCGGUUUUUGUUCCUGAUUGUUCUCUUUAAAUGCCCCACCUACCCCCCAUCUCUCAUAUUACAAAAUGUUUGCUGAUCAAGAUGAUGUGCAGCGUAGCAUGCUUACUUAAUUAGCCUUCUCCCGCGUUACCGAUGCUAUAUUUGAGCAUGUCAUACUGAGUUGUGGGCUUGUCACAUGAAUAUUGAUCGAUUGAUUUGAAUGAGCACUGUUGUUUAAAAAGGCAUUUGAUUUGAAAUUUAUAGAUCAGAAAGGAGAAAUCAUAUUGACUGCAAGUAUAUAUAAAUAUAUAUCUAUAUAGUGCAAUAUAUAUCUGAUCUUUGCAGUGUUCCCCCCCAACCCCCCCAGACCUUGCACCUUAGGUUCUGCUGCAGUAACCCAGGUAAGCAAAGCCUAAGGAACCAAUCGUAAAUUACGGUGGAACCUCCAAAGAGGAAAAUUUCCAUUAUUUUCUGGGCAAAUAUGCGUUGGCAUGGUAAUGUCAAAUCAUGCAAAUGAAUUAGGAGUGUGAGUAUAAAUGUCACAACUAUGGGUUUGUGGUGGAGAGGGAGAUAAAAGUGUACCACUGAUCAUUCCAUGUUUCCACAAUUUUCGAAAGUGACAUGUUCUCAGUUGUUCCCAUGUCUCGAGUCACUUUAUGGUACGUAGUGCCUAUUUACGCUUACAUUGGAAUUGGAGGCUCUUGCUUAAAAAAAAAAAAAAAAAACUACAUCGCCCACGCCCCUUUUUUUUGUACCAAGUCAAAAUGACCCCAUUGUGAAAGAAACAAUACAAAAGUCAUGUAUCAUUUUUUUCCCCAGUUAUGCAAAUGAUUAGUAAUAGACUGAGCAGGACUCUAGAUUUUGUUUUUGACACUUGGGGCUAAUUAACACUUACCCGGGUCGAACUAACAGAACACGAUUUCUGAGAAACCGUACAGAAGGAUUGAAACUCAUGACAAGUUGAUGGUGUAUUCUAGUAAAUCUACAAAUGUGUGUCAUUGUUGUUUGGAGAACAACUAAGUGAACCAAAUGACAAUUGUUCCGCUUUGGAGGUUCCACUGUCUGUUGUUGGCCGAUUUGGCCAGUUUUCCCAUCCGUGCAAAGAAAUGCUCACCCUGUCAAUUAAUUCAUUCUGAACUGAAUAGUGACACUUAUGACUUAUACGACCUUGUGGACUUGACUCAAAAGUAUACACUUGCUGGUUAUGAGGAAUAUUGCGUUAAGCACAAUAUGAGAGGCCUUCAUUGUUUUGUUUUUUAAUUUUCGUGCAUGUCAUGUAAAGCUGCUGCAGGUAUCCCUGGGUAGGGCCAUUUUCUGAACAAAAAUAACGUGAUGUUGACCAAUGUUAAUCUGGUGGUGUGCAUUCUGUCAAAAGCGCAGUGCUGACGUACUCAUUGAUACGCCUUCACUUCUCGCUCACAGUGUUGGAGGACGCUGGAAGCUUAGGCGCUAGAAUCAGAGCCUGUGGUAGUUUCUGCCGAGCGUAGGCCGGGCAAGAGCUCCAGUGCUUAAGGUAAAAAAAAAACAGACCCAAUUAAAAAGUCAUGUCAUAUUUGUGACUGCGAAAAGUGCUAGCUCGGCAUGUCUUCUGCUCGGGUUGACUGUUUUAAUGCUGCCAUAGUGAUUUUAAAGUCGUUUGAUGGUUGUCAUUCAUACUAAGUCGUCUUGGUUGUUGGAAUGAAUGCUUUAGAAAGUUGGAUGAGGACAGGAAUUGAACUUUGAACAUGUUGUAUUGUGUCAUUGAAAUGUCCCACUAAGGCUCUUACAUUUUUAGGGGGUGGGGGUUGUUUAGCCAAGAGGAAGCCUUCCAUAGGUAAAUGUGCUGUACGAUAUGCUCACUCAUACUGUAAUGUUCAUUCAGAAUAAUAAAGGUGUCACAAACAAA
Molecule: messenger RNA, 5315 nt
Organism: Hippocampus comes (tiger tail seahorse)
Lineage: Eukaryota; Metazoa; Chordata; Actinopteri; Syngnathiformes; Syngnathidae
Gene: fubp1
Product: far upstream element (FUSE) binding protein 1
Exons: 19
Coding region: 54-2078 (674 amino acids)
Biological process (GO): regulation of DNA-templated transcription
Molecular function (GO): RNA binding
Source: RefSeq, a predicted model, not a curated record